Molecule: messenger RNA, 543 nt
Organism: Penicillium daleae
Lineage: Eukaryota; Fungi; Ascomycota; Eurotiomycetes; Eurotiales; Aspergillaceae
Exons: 3
Coding region: 1-543 (180 amino acids)
Source: RefSeq, a predicted model, not a curated record
AUGAAGGCUGUUCGUGUGCGCCGUGAAACCCGGCGCCUUCACCACUGGCCCGUGAUUCAGCUUAAUGUCUGGUUGAUCGUGGUGCUUUCCGCCUCGGCAACAUGUCUUGGAAUCUUUUCGUGGUUUAUGAUCGUGCAAUCGCAGAUGGAUCUAGGUACACCCUGGCUCUUCCCAUACAUGGUCGUCGUGAGCGCCCUCGGCGUCACGUUCUUCUUCUUAGUUCAGAUCCUCAUUGCACGAGGGCCACUGCUGCCAGGCAUUCUGAUCGUUGGCAGCUUCAUUCUCUUCGUACUCUGGUUGACGGGGUUGAUUGAGACGUCGCUGCAGUUGUACGGUGUGUCUGGCAAUGUGAAUGAUAAUUGUCAGAUCUGGGUGGUGGAGAACGAGUCUCGGGGGAACAGCAUCAAUACAUUGGCAUGGUUAACGCAAAGCACGAUCUGUAAUUGCUGGAAAACGGCCUUUGCGUUUGAGCUUGUCAAUACGAUAUUCUACCUUUGGAUGAUGAUCAUGUCGUGGCAGGUCCAUCGGGACUUUUACCACUGA